GAAGGUGACUCAAGCAUCGGUCACAUAUGUGGCGAAGACACACCCGAACAAAUAUAUAGGUCCCAUAGAGUUUCAUGCCACUAUGGUAAAUGUGACCAAACACGCUCCUUCCUGCUGUUGAAAUUUUGAAAUGACGUGGAGGAGAAGCUUCCAUGCAUGGCCAUGGUUCAUGGCGCGGAUGAUGUCAAGUGUCAACGCGUCCAGCACCAAAGCUUCUGCCUGUAGUUCCCGCGCACCUCUAGGCUCGAGCGCUAGCUCCUCACAGUACCGCGCCCCGUCAUUUGCGCGAUCCACUUAUUCCUCGCUUCCAAUGCAUGCCUUGCAUUGCCACCAUCUACAUGUUCCGGUUCCUGGCCUUCCUUCUCCGACCUGUUUCUCUCUGUGUCUUCUCUUCUAUCCCGUGUCUCCGGCAAGCACGCGGCGCUAGCUUAGCGCCCUGCUGGUGCACCCCACGCGCGCGCUUCUCCGUCAGCUUCUCCACGGAUCGGCGGCAUUAUAUUGAUGCGCGGCGCGACGACGCAGCGGCCGUGUCAUGAGGAAGCUGUGCCCGAACCUGGACCGCGACGAUUCCCUGGACACCGUGCUGGAGGUGCCCAUCCCCGAUGAGAUGCUCAUCAACGCCCCCGGCGCCGACAAGCGCCGCGGCGCCGGGGGCGCCAACAUGCGCGCCUGGCUCAAGAACCAGGCCUUCGAUCGCGCCACCGUCGACGGGGCUGCCUCCGCCACCGCGGAGCUCCAGCUCUUCCUCAACGUCGUCGGGUCGCCGCUCAUCCCCUGCCCCGUCCCUCACGAUCGCGCUUUCAGCCGCUCCAUCCGCGACUCCUCUAUCCAAGCGUCGACGGCCAAGUACAUCAUCCAGCAGUACAUCGCGGCGACGGGCGGGCAGGCGGCGCUGCAGGGGGUGCGGAGCAUGUACGCCGUGGGGAAGGUCCGGAUGUGCGCGUCCGAGUUCCACCUCGGCGACCAGACGGUCACCACCGCCGCCGCGCAGGGCCGCGCCGAGGUCGGCGGCUUCGUGCUCUGGCACAAGACACCCGAGGUCUGGUUCUUCGAGCUCAUAAUCGCCGGUCACAAGAUGAGCGCCGGCAGCGAUGGCAAGGUCGCGUGGCGCCAGUCCGCCGCCGAGCACUCCCACGUCUCGCGCGGCCCGCCCCGGCCCCUCCGCCGCUCUCUACAGGGCCUGGAUCCACGCUCCAUCGCGAACCUCUUCUCGGACGCGGUGUGCAUAGGCGAGAAGAUCCUCCACAACGAGGAGUGCUUCAUCCUGAAGCUGGAGGCCGGCGCGGCGACGCUGCGGGCGCGGAGCGCUCCGGCGUUCGACAUCAUCCACCACACGGUGUGGGGCUACUUCAGCCAGCGCACGGGGCUGCUCAUCCAGCUCGAGGACUCGCACCUGCUCCGCAUGAAGUCCGGCAAGGGCCACCGCCGCAGCGAGAACAUCUUCUGGGAGACCAGCAUGGAGUCCGUCAUCUCCGACUACCGCUACAUCGACGGCAUCAACAUCGCGCACGGCGGCCACACCAACGUCACGCUCUUCCGCUACGGCGAGGGAUCCGUCAACCACAAGCGGAAGCUGGAGGAGACGUGGACGGUGGAGGAAGCCGAUUUCAAUGUGCACGGCCUCACCACGGACUACUUCCUGCCGCCGGCCGACCUCAAGAAGGACGUCGAAGAUCAGAAUAAGUGAUGGGCUAGCGUUCGAUUUCACGAAUUAUUAAUUGGAGGACAUAGAGAUUCAUUCGUCCAGGAUUUUUUUUUAUUAUUAUAGGGGUGGCGGCAGUUCCAUGUGUUCUUUCAUUUCUCUCGUUUUUUUUUUCUGAUUUAAACUGCAGGGGACUACAUGGUUAACUAAUGUACAGAGUACGAUAGAUAUGGGGAAUGGGGAGCUUGAUGAUUAAUUAAUUUCUUCAAUUUC
This is a messenger RNA of Sorghum bicolor (sorghum), 1915 nucleotides long. RefSeq lists its product as uncharacterized. Lineage: Eukaryota; Viridiplantae; Streptophyta; Magnoliopsida; Poales; Poaceae. The transcript has 3 exons. The coding region runs from base 533 to 1687 and encodes 384 amino acids. The record is from RefSeq and is a predicted model, not a curated record.